UUGGAAGUGCAGAGAGCUUUUCUCUUAUCCUUGACUAGAUCACUGGGCUGUGAACACUCAGGCUCUGAGCUGGAAGGCGCAGCCUCUCUGAGCAGCACCAAGACCUCCCAGGCCCUGGGAGCCCCUGCCGUUCCAGGAUGUGGCUCUGUGCUCUGUUCCUGGCCACUCUCUUGACUUCCACAGCUUCGGCAGGGCACCCGUCCUCGGCACCUGUGGUGGACACUGGGCAUGGCCCAGUGCUGGGGAAAUACAUCAGCCUGGAAGGAUUCGCACAGCCUGUGGCCGUGUUCCUGGGCGUCCCUUUCGCCAAGCCUCCUCUCGGAGACCUGAGGUUUGCCCCGCCACAGCCUGCAGAGCCCUGGAGCUUUGUGAAGAACACCACCUCCUACCCCCCCAUGUGCUCCCAAGAUGCAGUGGCAGGGCAGAUGCUGUCCGAGCUCUUUACCAACAGGAAGGAGAACAUUCCUCUCAAGUUUUCCGAAGACUGUCUUUACCUGAAUAUUUACACUCCUGCUGACUUGACCAAGAAAAGCAGGCUGCCGGUGAUGGUGUGGAUCCAUGGAGGUGGACUUGUGGUGGGCGGGGCCUCUACCUAUGAUGGCCUGGCCCUCUCUGCCCAUGAAAACAUGGUGGUGGUGACCAUUCAGUACCGUCUGGGCAUCUGGGGGUUCUUCAGCACAGGGGAUGAACACAGCCCAGGGAACUGGGGUCACUUGGACCAAGUGGCUGCUCUGCGCUGGGUCCAGGACAACAUUGCCAACUUUGGAGGGAACCCAGGCUCUGUGACCAUCUUUGGAGAGUCAGCAGGAGGUGAAAGUGUCUCUGUCCUUGUUUUAUCUCCCCUGGCCAAGACCCUCUUCCAUCGGGCCAUUUCUGAGAGUGGUGUGGCCCUCAUGGAGGUUCUGGUCAAGAAAGACAUCAAACCCCUGGCACAGAAAAUUGCUGUCACUGCUGGAUGUAAAACCACCACGUCGGCUGUCAUGGUUCACUGCCUGCGCCAGAAGACAGAGGAUGAGCUCUUGGAUUUGACACUGAAAAUGAAAUUGUUUACUGUGGAUUUCCUUGGAGACCCCAGGGAGAGUUACCCCUUCACACCCACCGUGGUGGACGGAGUGGUGCUGCCGAAAACUCCUGAAGAGAUUCUGAUUGGAAAGAAGUUCAACACCGUCCCCUACAUGGUUGGAAUCAACAAGCAGGAGUUUGGCUGGAUUCUUCCAACGUUUAUGGGCUAUCCGCUCUCUGAAGGCAAACUGGACCAGAAGACGGCCACCUCACUCUUAUGGCAGUCCUACCCCAUCACUGGCAUCCCUGAGGAACUGACUUCGGUAGCCAUUGAGAAGUAUUUAGGGGGAACAGAUGACCCUGUCAAAAAGAAAGACCUGUUCCUGGACUUGAUUGCUGAUGUCAUGUUUGGUGUCCCAGGUGUGAAUGUGGCCCGACACCACAGAGAUGCUGGAGCCCCCACCUACAUGUAUGAGUUUGAGUACCACCCAAGCUUCUCCUCAAACAUGAAACCCAAGACGGUGACAGGGGACCAUGGGGAUGAGCUCUUCUCUGUCUUUGGAGCCCCAUUAUUAAAAGAUGGUGCUUCAGAAGAGGAGGUCAGACUUAGCAAAAUGGUGAUGAAAUUUUGGGCCAACUUUGCUCGGAACGGGAAUCCCAAUGGGGAGGGUCUGCCCCACUGGCCAAAGUAUGACCAGAAGGAAGGGUAUUUGCAGAUUGGCGUCACCACCCAGGCAGCCCAGAAGCUGAAGGACAAGGAAGUGGCUUUCUGGAACAAGCUCCUGGCCACAGAGCCUGUGGGAAAACCAUUUCAGAAAGAGCACAUUGAGCUGUGAACAGGCCUCACCAGCCACCGGAGCCUGGAAGAGCCACCACAGAGGUGUUCUAUAGAAGGUGACUGUGGGUCAGAGUGGUGUCUCAUUGUGGAGUCUGGGGAAUUGUUCCUGGGGGGUGGACACAGGCCAGGGAGGGGCAAUUUUUGCACUUGUGACCUCAGUUGUGUCAAUAAACAUUUUUUGGAGGCCAAA
Molecule: messenger RNA, 2030 nt
Organism: Otolemur garnettii (small-eared galago)
Lineage: Eukaryota; Metazoa; Chordata; Mammalia; Primates; Galagidae
Product: liver carboxylesterase 1-like
Exons: 14
Coding region: 138-1838 (566 amino acids)
Biological process (GO): lipid catabolic process
Cellular component (GO): endoplasmic reticulum; lipid droplet
Molecular function (GO): carboxylic ester hydrolase activity
Source: RefSeq, a predicted model, not a curated record